Molecule: messenger RNA, 3605 nt
Organism: Syngnathus acus (greater pipefish)
Lineage: Eukaryota; Metazoa; Chordata; Actinopteri; Syngnathiformes; Syngnathidae
Gene: nrde2
Product: NRDE-2, necessary for RNA interference, domain containing
Exons: 19
Coding region: 47-3547 (1166 amino acids)
Biological process (GO): RNA processing; negative regulation of RNA catabolic process; regulatory ncRNA-mediated post-transcriptional gene silencing
Cellular component (GO): catalytic step 2 spliceosome
Molecular function (GO): protein binding
Source: RefSeq, a predicted model, not a curated record
CAUCAAUCCGCGACUACAUGUUCAGCAGGCGUAAACAGAGUAAAACAUGGCACUGUUUCCAGCCUUUGCUGAUGUGAGCAGUGACAAGGUUGAAGACCCAUCUAAUGAAUUGAAGUGGUUGAAUAAUAAGAGUUUUCCGACCAGCGAUGCCCUGUCCCUGCAUCAUCGCUUUUUAGAGAUCAAAAGUGAGGGAGUACUCCAAGACUCAAGUUCAGACAGAACAAAUGAGGAUAAUGUACCAACAAGGAAGAAGAAAACAAAGCGUGGAGAAAAAAAGAAAAAGCACAAAGAAAAGAUUAGACGAUCAACACAAAGCAGUGGAUCAGACUCUGAACCGAUUUUCCCAAGUGAUCUCAAGCGAAAACAAACAAACAGACAACAGGCUGCUCCAGUGGCAACUUCUUUCUCCUGGUUGGAUGAUCUUCCGUCGCCCGCUGCACAGCCGUUCUGCGUCGACUCUAAAGCUGAUGCUUCCAACUGGACAUACAAGUCUCUAUACAGAGGAGAUGUCGCAAGGUAUAAGAGGAAAGGCAUCUCAUCACUGGGUCUGGAUCCUCUCAAACAAGAAGUCCACUGGGAGGACGUGAAUAAGAAACAUAAACGGGGGGACAAGAAGAAAGGCGCAGACAGAUACUUUUCCACAGCCUGUCGUCAGUUGCUCAGGUCCGAGCAGCCUCUCCCGACAUUACCGAGAGUUUGCGAAAGCAAUCGUGUCACCCAUUCCAACCCCUUUCUUCCACUGGAAGACAUUGAGGGGGAGCAGAAAGGAGAGGCGUCCCAAGGUGGCAGAGCACAAAGUUCCUCAGUGAAUCCACUCGGCGUGUACGACUCCACCACUGCCCUCUGGCUGCAGGGCAAGGGAAAGCAGGAUGAGGCAGAUCACCCCGACGAGCAAAAGCUGGAGACAGGGCAAGAAGCUGUGCUUUUGACCGGCCGGACUGAAGAAUUCAACCGGAAACUGAGAGAGCAACCAGAGGACACUCAGCUCUGGCUAGAAUUCAUUCGAUAUCAGGAUGAGUUGGGUGCAACAGUAUUUGGAGGUGAGGAAGCGCAACAGGGCAAAGAGUUAGCGGAGCGCCGCGGCAAGUCUUCGUACAAAGCCGUGCUGGAGAAAAAGCUGAGCAUUGCGGAGCGUGCUGUGGCGACCAACCCCGGCUGUGUGGCUUUGCAGCGGGAAAGACUCCGGAUCUGCCAAGAGCUUUGGGAACCGGCGGCUCUGGCUAAAGAAUGGAAGAAACUGGUCUUUCUCCACCCAAAUAGUGGGCCUUUAUGGAGGGAGUAUCUGCUGUUCACCCAGAGCUACUUCAGCAGUUUCAGUGUGUCAAAGGUGAACUCUGCGUACGGGAAGUGUCUCAGCACGCUCAGCGCUGUCCGCGACGGCAGCAUGCUGUCCCACCCAGCCUUGCCGGGGAUCGAAGAGGAUAUGCUCGAUAUCUUCACCAAGCAGUGUCAUUUCCUCCGUCAGUCCGGUCACGCAGAGAAGGCACUGUCUCUCUUUCAAGCCAUGAUGGACUUUACCUUCUUCAAACCUGACAGCGUACGACAACUGCCCACCAAGCAACAGGCUGACUUCUUUGAGCCAUUCUGGGAUAGCGGGGAGGCAAGAGUCGGGGAGUUUGAUGCCAGAGGUUGGAAAGCCUGGAUGGUCCAACAGGAGCGAGGAGGAUGGCUCCAGCCCUGUGCAGAGGAAGAAGAGGAGGAAGAGGAGGAGGAAGAGGACGAGGUGAAGGACCGCAGCCAGCCACGAUGGACGGUGUGGCUGGAUGUGGAGUCAUCUCGUGAAGCUGCGCAUUGGUUGCCUUGGAGACCUGACAAAACCAAGGGCCAAUCAGAAGACGACUGUGACGACCCGGAGAGACAGGUGCUGUUCGACGACGUCGGGCCUUCCCUAAUUUGCCUGUCUUCGCCAGAGCUUCAGCUUCGCCUCCUCCUGAAUUUCCUGUCAUUUCUGGGGCUGCCUGUGGACACUGUGCUGUCUGCUGGCAGGUGGCAUCCUGGCCUGCUGUUGGAGGACCUUUCGCUGCUCACUCAGGGUAGUGACUCCCGACGACCUCUGACGUCCCGUAACUCGUCGAGUCUUGGGGUGAACCCUGUGGGUCACAUGACCACCCUCCAGGGAACCAGGAAAUGGGUAGGGCUUGGAAAGCAGGGCGAGAAGUUUGUCAACUUCAUGUUGAAUAUGCUCCAACCUGUUCUUCCGUCUGAACAACGAGCUGUUCUUUCACUCAGCCGGAUGCAGUAUGAGAAACUAAAGGUGUUCCGUUGCAUUCAGGGCAACCAAAAACGUCUCCGCUCUCAGAGCAAAAUCAGCAAGCGGAUGGCCAAAUCGCUGCUCAAAGAACCCGACAACCGCUCAUCUUUGCCAAUGUGGCGAGAGUUCGCCCACUUGGAGUGGAUGCUCGGUAACUCGGAAGAGGCUCGCAAAGUGUUUUCCGCCACCACGGCGUUGGGCGGGGGCAAAGGGCUGUGUAACCCCUCCCUCUGUGAGCUGUGUCUACUGUGGGCUCAACUGGAGGUGGAGGACGGAGCAAGUAGUCCAGGAGGGGUGCCCAACCACGGAGGUGCACCUCCGGCCGUAUGUGUGCUCACCCGACUUGCCGAGGGGAAGGCCUUAACGCCUUCCUCGUCGUCACAGCCCGUCUCUCCGGUUGCCAUCCUGAAGGCCAGGAGGUCUUAUGAACAGGCGCUGACUAGCGCUUUGUCGACAUUCCAGGCCAACAAAAAAACUCUUCUCCAAGAAGAGAAGCUGAGGUUGAGAGGGCUUCUCGGCUGCUACGCUCUGUUCCAGUACCUCACGAUGGGCGUCAACGCGGCAAACGCGGUCUACAGCCAGGCCCGAGAGCAGAUGGACGAGCUGCACCGUACGCUGACGUCUGACCAGAGCGCCAGCGGCCCGUUGCUCGACACGUUAGCUUGCGAGUGCCAAAUGGUGGCGGUGCAGCAGGCGUCUUUGCUCAAGUACCACAUGAGCGUUAGUGUGUUUCCACUGGCGACGCUGAGAGACACACUCACCUCUGCCCUUUCAAGCUGGCCGAGCAGCGCCGCUCUCUGGAGCAUAUACGCACAGGUGGAGAACCGUUACCAUAGUGCCGGCCGGGCUCGUCGCUUUUUUCACGCCGUAACGAGGGACAACAGUAGUGUUGUGCCGCGGCUCUUUGCUAUUGUUGCUGAACAACAAAGAAAGCAGCUGGUGGAAGCAGCGCAGAGAUCCUGCGACAAAAGCGCCACCUUGACUGUCCUGCCAGAGACCGGUCUCAGCAACCGUAUCGGCAGGCUGUUUGAAAACGCCAUCGGAUCCGAGAUGGGCGCCCAUUGUCCUUUACUUUGGAGGAUGUACAUUCACUACCUGGUGUCAGAGGGUAAGCUGGAUAAAGCCAAGGGUCUCUUCUACAAAGCUUUACAGAAUAUUCCCUGGGUGAAGGGAUUGUACAUGGAUGCCGUGCAGCUGUUUCAUGAGCAUCUGCAAGAGUUUGUAGAUCUGAUGACGGAGAAAGAGCUACGAGUCCGAUUGCCGUUAGAAGAACUCGACAUAUUGCUGGAAGACUGAAUCAAACUCGCAUGCAAAACGGAAUGACUGGUAGGUUGAUCAGCAGAAAAAAAAAAAA